Molecule: messenger RNA, 1401 nt
Organism: Maudiozyma barnettii
Lineage: Eukaryota; Fungi; Ascomycota; Saccharomycetes; Saccharomycetales; Saccharomycetaceae
Gene: STN1
Product: Stn1p
Exons: 1
Coding region: 1-1401 (466 amino acids)
Biological process (GO): telomere capping
Cellular component (GO): CST complex
Source: RefSeq, a predicted model, not a curated record
AUGACAGAUAAUGAUAUGGUGGUGCCCCAGGAUGUAUCAGAUUAUAUACUCUAUACAUCUGAUUCCACAGGUUUGAUUUAUUAUACACCUAAUCUAUUUAAUAGAUGCAUAUACUAUCAAUCAAAUGUUCAUAUAUUAAUAUCCGAUUUGCUAAGGACAAUUGAUUUUCAAAAGAGAAAUUCAUUGAUGAGAAAUCUUUAUCCGUUAUUUCAAAAAGAAUUGACAUUUAUUCAGAAUUAUCCUAUUCGAUAUUUUACAAUACAUGGUAAAGUAAUAUCUUUCCGAAUGAGAUUGAUUCAAAAUCAAGAUUUUAUAAUAUUUAAAUUGGAUGACAAUUCAAAUUAUAAAAUACAUUCAAUACAAUUCAAAUGUCCAAUUUCCUUAUUAUCAGAUUAUUCAAAUGAAGCAUUAUCAAAAUUUGAACAGCAUUGUUAUUUAACAUGUACAGUGGAAAAAGCAUGGUAUUUAACAAAGGAUAUGGUUGAAUUUAACGUAAUUAAAAUUAUCAAUAUUUAUGAUUUAAAUAUGUUUGAAACAACUAAAUUUUGGACUAAAUGUAUACAGACUAGAAAUAUUUUGAUGAAAAUACCUUGGAAUCCGCAAGAGCUACAGAGAAAUGAACUUUAUCUAUUAAAAGACGGACAAAAGAAGACGCCAGAAGUUCAUAUCGAGAUACCUAGACAAAAUAUUUCAACUAAUUACAACGCUCCCAUGGUAGAAUCAAACUCUAAUGAAGAUUUUGCUAAUGAAGAAUCUAUUGUAAUAGUUAAUGAUGUUUCAGAUAAUUCUCUAUCAAUUGAUGAUGAAACUUUUGAAUUAAUUGAUGAUACAAUUAUACAUUUGGAAAGAAAAAUAUAUAAUGAAUUGAUUGCAAGUCUAUUAAAACAAGUAUCAUAUGGUUCACAAUUAAAUGUUAACAUUGAAACUUUCUUUCACAAAAAUGAUGUGCAAUUAUUAUUAGAGAAAUGUAUGGAAAAGCAUUGCAUUAAUUUAGUUGAUGAUGAUGAAGGUCAUGUUAUUUUACCUUCUAAAAAAAGAUAUAUGAAUACAUUUUUAACUAGGUUAACUAAUGAAAGUUUGAUUUCAUGGCCUGAGGGGAGAAUAAAUAUAAUCAACAUUGAUUUGUUACAAAAAUUAUAUAACUAUUCAUCACGAAGAUUGAAAGCAAUGAUUACCAUUAAAUGUCUAACAAUCACAAUUGAUAUAAAUUUUAUUGUUCAAAAAUUAGAAUUAGAAAAAUUUACCUCUGCUACUAAUACAAUUAUAAUGAUCUUUAAGAUUGCAUUAACUCAUAUAGUUAAUGAUAUAAAUAGUCAUAUUAAUGAUUGGUGGAUCGAAAAACGAACAGACAUGUUCUGGUUAAUACAUUUGAAAUAUAAUACCCAGUCACAUGACUCAUAA